AUGGGUUCCUGGCUUUCACCUGAUUUUUAUGUUUGGCUGACAAAUCAUUCUGAACUGGUGCCUUUCAUACAGGUAGAGUCAUUUCCCGCCACUGUAAAAGGUAAUGAAAAAAAUAAAAUUAUUAAAAAAUAUAAACAGAAUAAAGAAUUAUACGUAGAACAGCUGGCACAAUUUUCAUCAGAACAGCUUGUUCUUUCAGAACCCGAUCUAUCUGAUACUCAAAAACCCGAGUUUGAUUCAGCAAAAAGAGCAGUUUGGCUUUAUCACUUCAUAUGCUACAUACGUUGGGAAAUUUAUAACCUACAACUCACAGCAUUUAAUAAAUCGCUUGAAUCAUGCUCAUCAAUCAUCACUUUAUUAACUUCGAAUGAUAUUCCCGAGACUUUUAAUGUAAUCAUAGAUUUACCUAGCUUGUAUGUUUAUCUAUUGAGAGAAGAUACUAAAGUUACUUCUUUAAGAUGGAAAUUUCAAUUUACAGCAAAUGAAUAUUCUCGAUUUAUUUCAGUUCCUGCAGCCCUUUCUAAGCUUAAACAGAUCUUAUACAAUACUCUAGAGUUUUGCAAGAACCAAAUCGAUAAGAAUUCCUCGUAUUUUUAUCCAAAUAACGCAGAUCAAAGAUUCCAACAGAUUUUGCUUACAAAGAAUUCCCCUGUAUAUCAAGAUUUCGUAGAUUUCAUUAAUACAUUUUCAACUAAGCCAAAAAACCUUUAUACGCCUUCACUUUUACAAUUUUUCCAAAAAUUUGCAAAAGUUUAUGAACUAAAUACAAUGGAAUACGUAUCAAUCGCAAUGACUCUAUUAAUGCGAUCUGCAUUCUCUUAUUCCUACGAAAAAGACCCAGAAUAUUUUUAUCCGAAAAUAGAUCUUAGAAUGGACCCAAGAAAGUUCGUAUGCAGUGACAUUUGUACAGAAGGUUCAUUUUUGACGCCAGAAGACCUUGCAAAGCCAGUUUUGGACGUAUUUUUCACAGAUGAUUUCAGAAGUCCCGUUCUUCACAUAGAAUUCGCUGCUUUGUAUGUUAACCCUAUUGACGCCUUGUUUGAGAUCCACGAAGCAAUAAAAGUGACCCAAAGAAUAAUUUUGACAAAAUUAAAACGAGAAAAUUGUAAAGUUCUCGCUUUUGAAGAGUUAUUUGGCCCUUUGGCCGGAGUCGCUCUUUGUACUACGGAUUUCCUUUCUUUGGGCCAUUACGUGAUUAAUUUUGCUCCUGCAACAGAACUGAGUCCUGAUUUAGACUACACACUAGCUACUGUUAAAGCACUGAUAAAGUUUAUGGAAACUGACCUUUCAAAAAAAUUAUUGAAAUAA
Molecule: messenger RNA, 1308 nt
Organism: Trichomonas vaginalis G3
Lineage: Eukaryota; Parabasalia; Trichomonadida; Trichomonadidae
Exons: 1
Coding region: 1-1308 (435 amino acids)
Source: RefSeq, a predicted model, not a curated record